AUGGCCGAAAAUGCCCUGAAGUAUUUAGUGAGUAGAAUUAACAAAGACAACGGAUGCCUACGCGGUAUAAAACUCCGACUGGAUGUCCAGCGUCUCAAACCUCACAAUAGCUUUGAUGCAUCCAAAAAAGCAUGUUACCAGAUCGGCCGUGGCGUGGCAAGUGUCAUGGGACCCGACGACCCCUACCUCUCCUCUCACGUCAGCUCCAUCUGCAACGCCUUAGACAUCCCGCACUUCGAGAUCGGACCCAAUGUAUUUCAGCAAAACCGUGUCCCAUCUUCGAUAAAUAUCCACCCUGACCUCUCUGUACUGAACAGUUUGUACCAUGAUAUCCUUGAGUACUAUCAGUGGAAAGAUUUUGUUAUACUUUACGGUGAUCACGAAAGGUUAUUAUUACUACAAUCAAUUUAUGGAACUAAUUUACUGCGAAGACCAAGUAUCAUCUUACGCCACGCAACAAGGUCCAAUAUGAGAGAAAUUGUGAAGUCACUGAAAAACCCAGACAGAAAAGAGCACAAGCAUGUGUUUGUUGAUCUAGAUGUUGAAACCACGCAAAUGAUGCUUAGAUACGCAUUACAAGAAGGUAUAAUAGACGGACUGCAUCAUUUUAUCCUUGCAAACCCGGACACAGAAGCAAUUCCAAUGGACGAUUACAAGCACAAUCAUCUUAAUUUGACCGUAAUAAGACUGGUGAAGAAGGGGAACGCGUCAGUACAGGAAGUAUUGAAGGAUAUGCGAAGUUGGGAGAGGAAAACUAAUAAAACCGUGUUAAAUGGGAGCAAUUUUAUAAAGACUAGAGUUGCAUUGACGUACGAUGCCGGAUUGCUGUUUGCGAAUGCACUGGAAGCUUUAAACAAAAGUGCCUCGAUUUACAUGGGAAACCUUUCUUGCAGUGACACGAAAACGUGGGCACUGGGGAGCAGUCUGUAUAACUAUAUUAAUAGGGUUCAAGGGGUUGAAGGAUUGACAGGCUCUAUCCGCAUAGACAAUGGUUUACGUGUAUCCAAUGUGGAGUUUGACAUAUUGAAACUGACGGAUACAGAUGAAGCGCUCCAGAAGGUCGGUACAUGGUCGACAGAGAAAGGACUGAAUAUCACGGAGCCACCGACAUUAAAAGUCCGCCAUUUUGCCAACCAAACGCUUUUGAUAACAUCGAGAUUGGAGAAGCCGUACGUUCAGCUGAAAAAGCAAGAUUCCACGAAACCAGCCCUGGAGGGAAAUGACCGUUACGAAGGUUUCUGUAUCGACUUGCUCUCCGAAAUCUCCAAGAUCGUCGGGUUCGAGUACGAGAUUGAGCUUGUUCCGGAUGGGCAGUAUGGGAUUGUGAAUGAUAAGGGAGAGUGGACCGGAAUGGUCAGAGAGUUGAUAGAUGGCAGGGCCGACCUGGCAGUAGCAGCCCUUACUAUAAGCUAUCUACGAGAACGUUCCAUUGACUUCACUAAACCUUUCCUUAACUUGGGAAUUAGCAUCCUGUUCAAAGUUCCGAAAGGAGAAACGCCGGGGAUCUUCUCCUUCCUUAAUCCCCUGGCCGUGGAAAUUUGGAUCUAUAUAGUGCUGGCCUAUCUGGCAGUGAGCUUCACUAUGUUCAUUUUGGCACGGUUCAGCCCGUAUGAAUGGUACAAUCCCCACCCCUGCAACCCCCAGACCGAUGAGGUGAGGAAUGUCUUCAACCUUUCCAACAGUUGCUGGUUUACUGUUGGGACUCUUAUGCAACAAGGGUCGGACAUCAACCCCCGUGCGGUGUCCACGCGGAUCGUCGGUGGGAUUUGGUGGUUUUUCACGCUCAUAAUCAUUUCUUCCUAUACUGCUAAUUUGGCUGCCUUUUUAACUGUUGAAAGGAUGGUGUCGCCUAUUGAAAGUGCCGAGGACCUCUCGAAACAGACAGACAUCGAGUAUGGGACUCUAGAAGGGGGCUCAACGAUGACAUUUUUCAGGGAAUCUAAAAUCCCCACGUAUCAGAGAAUGUGGGCCUUUAUGGAAAGCCGCACCCCCAAUGUAUUCACCCGCACCACGGAGGACGGGAUAGAGAGAGUGAAGCACUCGAAUUAUGCAUACCUCAUGGAGUCCACCAUGUUAGAAUAUGCCAUCCACAGGGAUUGUGAACUAAUGCAAGUCGGGGGACUGCUGGACAGUAAAGGAUAUGGGAUAGGGACCCCCAUGGGCUCCCCUUACAGAGAUCAAAUUUCGAUGGCUAUUCUGGAGUUACAAGAAGGUGGAAGGAUACAAAUCCUAUAUAAUAAAUGGUGGAAAAACACUGGGACGUGCAAUCGAGAAAAUGCCAAAAAGCAAGAUUCCAAGGCUAGUGCACUUGGUUUACAGAACAUUGGAGGGGUAUUUGUUGUCCUGCUUGCUGGGCUAGCACUCUCCGUGGUCAUCGCCAUAUUAGAGUUUACAUGGAAUUCAAAGAAGAACGCACGUACAGAUAAGCAAUCAUUAUGUUCGGAAAUGGGCGAAGAACUGAGGUUUGCAGUGAACUGUUACGGAUCUAACAAGAGGCCGGCCCUGAGAAGGACAUGUUCUGUCUGCAAACUUGGCCACCCUACUGUUGCGCAUACCCACUCGCCCAACGGCAACCAUCGCGACCAUCGAGAUCACCGAGAUCACAGGCGUAACUCGCAUUUAAGUAUAAGCUACACGGACGCGGACGCCAAUGGUCACUUGCAAAUGCGGGAAAUUCGAGAUGGGUAUUUAGCGGUUCCGGACAGGGAAGGGUAUUCUAGCGACACGAACCAUGAUUGUAGACGGCACGAGUUGACGUAGCUUUAACUUGAGAUGCAUUUGGUGUAGUCCUCUUCAGGAUGGGUUGGUUGAACCACUUGGGUUACCAUGUUACCAUGCGUGGAUGUGGUUGAGAGCACGUGGUUGCGGUUACUUACAUGUACCUCUUCCAGUUACUACUUUUGAAAAUUCCUCGACCCGCUGGGGCGUGGGAUAUGGAUGGUUUCAAUAUGCCAGUAGUGUAUCAAAUAAAAUCAAUGGAGAUACGUUUUGUUUAGCCAUUGAAGGGUUACAAAGGCUGCUGAAAAUCUGAGUUUUGAAAAAUAAUUCGAUCGUGAUUGCAGGGGGCAAGUCAGUCCGUUUUUAUCUUUUUUUUUUAAUUUGACUUGACAAUAGUGUUAAUUGAACACAGAGUCAGAAGUUGAAAUGUUAACGUUAAAUCAGUAAUAAUUUCCUUGCUUAGGACCGUUCAUUUUUCAGUGUGUAUUAAAUGCUGAUGUUUUUGUUUAUUUCGUGUGAUACAAAUGUAUAACAAGUGUUGUACAAAGACACAUUAUCUGUGUUUGAAAAGUUCGUUGAACAGAUAAAAAAGAUAUGUAACAAAUACUAGACAAGAUUAAGAAGCAUAUCGUUUGUAUGAAUCUCAUAAAAACACCCUGAUUUUCUGAGGACAAGGCGCCUCUCUUCAUGUACUAUCAGCAUGCCUCUGUGGGUCCCAGGAUUUCUAAAAUUCAGGGUGAUAAAAAAGAAACAGAAGCUAGAUUUCCGAGGAAGUUGCUUUCAAUGAUAAAAAGGGCUACGACAUUUAUUGUGCAUGCUCUUGUUUUAAAUGUAGAUUUAGCGUCCAAAACUCAAAAUCCCCUCUUGUUGGUUUUAAAGUGAAAAUGUGUUAAGUCCUGAGUAACUCAUUCCGGAAGUGGAAGAAUGCAGUUAUGGGCAACUGUAACUAUAGUUACCAAUCUACGAGAGCCCUUUAUAUAUCUUAACCUGAUUGUGCAGAUUUUCCCUGAUACAAUUAUGAAAAUUUCUACAUUUGGUGCAGAAAGUUUCUGGAGAUUUAAAUUAUAAUUUACCUGGAGAUGAAUAAAAAGAAAACCAAAAUAAAAAAAAAGAAAAACUGUUUUUAAAAUGUAAUCAACGUUACUCUGUAUGUUAAGCAAUUUCAGU
Lingula anatina is the source of this 3885-nucleotide messenger RNA. Its product is annotated as glutamate receptor ionotropic, kainate 2. Gene Ontology annotation, cellular component: membrane. The record is from RefSeq and is a predicted model, not a curated record. Gene Ontology annotation, biological process: monoatomic ion transport. Gene Ontology annotation, molecular function: ligand-gated monoatomic ion channel activity; signaling receptor activity. Lineage: Eukaryota; Metazoa; Brachiopoda; Lingulata; Lingulida; Lingulidae.